AAAUAACGACAGGAAUGAGGAAUGCGCUCACGCGCCUCCGCUGGAAUUUCCCACUUUUCUCUGGCAGAUAUUUUCACCCGCUCCACGGUGUCGCCACCGGUCCCACGUCAAACAGAGAACAUCGGCGCAUCGUAUAAAAACCUGCGCCCCCAUUGGCUAGAAACGUAGGACUACUACUGACACUCUGUCCAGACGCACAUUUGACAUAAGGAACACUCUACCUCAACACUUGCCUUCGAAAACGUACUCUGCUUUUUCACAAUCACCUCCGCACACACAACACACACUGCUAUAUAUAUGUGUGUGCGUAUGUGAGAAACGACAAUCUUGCUAAACGCAUACUAGGGUUUCCAGUGUGGGCUUUAGGGUUCAGAGAAAUGGUGUCUAACAGGGCGAAGAAAUCAAGAACUGCUGCGGCGGAUGACGAUCAUCAAUUUGAGCGUGAUGACAUGCUUCUCGCCAUCGAAAAGCUUCAGGAAGCGCAAGAGGAGCUUGAGAAGGUUAACGAAGAAGCCAACGAGAAGAUAUUGGAAAUUGAGCAGAAAUACAAUGAGAUGAGAGAGCCCGUUUAUGCCAAAAGAAAUGAGGUCAUCAGUUCUAUUCCGGACUUCUGGUUAACUGCUUUCAUGAAUCAUCCUACACUUGGAGAUUUGCUGACAGAGGAAGAUCAAAAGAUAUUUAAGUAUUUGGAUUCUCUUGAGGUCGAGGACUUUAAAGACCCCAGAAAGGGUUAUUGCAUCACAUUUAAUUUCAAGGCCAACCCAUAUUUUGAAAAUACUGAGCUCACGAAGACCAUUAAGUUCUUUGAUGAAGGCACACUAAGGUCAACUGGUACAACCAUCAGGUGGAAGGAGGGCAAGGGUCCUUUGGAUGCCUGUAACGAUCCCAGAAAAGGAAACAAACGACCACUAAAUCUGAGCAGCUUCUUUAGUUGGUUCGGCUUUCCGCCAGAGGGUACAGUGGAGGUGGAGCAGGACGUGGUGGCGGAGUUAAUCAAGGAAGACUUAUGGCCCAAUCCAAUUGAACAUCUCAACAAUGAAGAUGAUGAAGACUACACUGAAGAUGAUGAUGAGGAGGAGGAGGAUGGUGAUGAGGGAGACGAGGAUGACAAUGAUGAAGGUGAUGAAGAUGGCUGCGGGAAUGAUGACGAAUGAAUUCUGUCUGCUCCUCUGCUUCUAUCUUUUUCAGACUUUUCAUUUGAGAUGUCCCCUUAGAAGAUUUUGAACUACAUUUGAUUUAUAGUAGACAAAGACCAACUGGCUAGCUGCCAGAGAUGUCAUAAAAGCCCGUUCCCAUAUAUGAUAUGCUUUAAGUUCUACCUAA
This is a messenger RNA of Sesamum indicum (sesame), 1323 nucleotides long. RefSeq names its product NAP1-related protein 2. The record is from RefSeq and is a predicted model, not a curated record. Gene Ontology annotation, cellular component: nucleus. Gene Ontology annotation, biological process: nucleosome assembly. NCBI's taxonomy places the organism in Eukaryota, Viridiplantae, Streptophyta, Magnoliopsida, Lamiales, Pedaliaceae.